UCAUUCUCACCAAGAACCACGUACCGGGGCAGGACACCCGACCCACUCUUGCACCUAUCUUUGAUUUAAACGUAAGACAGACACAAAACAGCUGGAGUAACUCAGCGGGACAGGCAGCAUCUCUGGAGAGAAGGAAAAGGAACAACGUUCAUCAUGUUAAAGUGAAAGAAAAGAACUCUGUAUUGAACAUGCUAAAACGAUUGGACAAAAUAAGAUUUAGAGGACAGAAGAGGGAUGAAAUACUCGAUCUUGUAGAAUCUCCCAAUGCAUCAGACAAUGAAUGUGGUGAUGAAAUUCCAACAAAGCCUGCUCGGUGUCCUCUAAAAGAUUCAGAGGAACUAAAGGAUUCUACAGCCACGGGGUCAUCGAUUAUGGCUUUGGGAAUUCAAGAUUUCAACAGAACAGAAUCUGAACGACUGAAUGAGAUCAAAGGACAUCUUGAAAUUGCUCUGUUGGAAAAGCAUUUUCUGCAGGAGGAACUACGGAAACUUAGAGAAGAGACAAAUGCUGAAACUCUAAAGCAAGAACUUGAAAAAGAAAAAUUAAAACGAAUAGAUUUGGAACAGAAAAUUUCUGAUGUGCUUAAAGUCAGAGGUGAGGAUACAUCAAGUCAGCAGUCUGUAAAAGUGCAAACUUCUGUGAAUGGAACAGAAAAACGUGGUAGGACAUUCUACUCCAAGAUUCAAAAAUGGUUCUUUGAAAAGUUUUCAGAGUAUAUUGAAGAUUUUCAAUUCCAACAAGAAGAGAUCCCUGUAGAAAUGGAAGAGCCACUUAGCGCUAAACGAUUAACUGAAAAUAUGAGAAGAUUAAAACGAGGUGCCAAACCAGUUACCAGUUUCUUAAAGAACCUUUCAGCCUUAUCAAAUUGGCACUCUGUAUACACGUCAGUAAUUGCCUUUAUUAUCUACAUGAAUGCUGUGUGGCAUGGCUGGGCCAUUCCAAUGUUCUUGUUUCUAGCCAUUUUGAGGUUGUCUCUUAAUUAUCUCAUUGCAAGGGGUUGGAGGAUUCAAUGGAGCAUCGUGCCCGAAGUGUCAGAUCCUGUGGAGCCUACCAAAGAAGAUCUCACUGUAUCUGAAAAAUUCCAACUGGUGCUCGAUGUAGCACAAAAAGCACAGAAUCUUUUUGGCAAGAUGGCAGAUGUACUAGAAAAAAUUAAGAACUUAUUUAUGUGGGUACAUCCAGAAAUUACACGGAAGUUGUACAUGGGCUUGUGGCUUCUCUUUGUUGCAUCUUGCUUCUUUCCAUACAGAAUUCUCGGUCUCAUUAUAGGACUUUAUGGAGGAGUCAAGUUUUUUCUCAUUGACUUUAUCUUCAAACGAUGUCCAAGGUUUCGAGAAAAAUAUGACACUCCCUAUAUUGUGUGGAAGAAUUUACCUACGGAUCCUCAGCUAAAAGAAAGGUCAAAUGCUAUUCUCACAAGAAGGCUGUCAGGGUUUGAAAAGAUUCCUACGGUUGUGUCAAGGUCCAAUGUAACUGCCAAUGCCAUGUCUGUUUAUAGUCGGGAGGAUGAUGGUGCACGGUCACACAGCAAAAAAACCAGCUUCAGUGAGAUUUUCAGCUUGGCAGAGAAUGAGCGUCCUUUACCCGUAUGUGAAAAUGGAUGGCGCUGCUGUCUAAUUAACAGGGACAAGAAGAUACCCACUGACUAUAUUCGGCAUGGUUUUCUCUAUGUAACGGAAAAUUAUUUAUGCUUUGAAAGCUCCAGGUCUGGGUCAUCCAAGAAAAAUAAGAUAAUAAAACUAAAAGAAAUUACAGAAAUUCAAAAGUAUAAAGUCCUGUCCGUUUUACCCGGAUCAGGAAUGGGAAUUUCAAUAACUACUCCAUUUACACAAAAACCGCUGGUAUUUGGUGCUAUGUUACACAGAGAUGAAGCCUUUGAAGCAAUAAACUGUCAAUAUACCAAAAUAGCAUCCAGCAUAUCCAGUAAUGAAACCUAACCACAUGGUGUCAAUAAGGAAUUCUUCACGUGUACAAUAAUGUUGAAAUGAGCAAUUAGACCUCUUAUUAUCUGUUUGAUGAUAUUUGCGAUGGAUUUUGUACCCAAUUGGAAUAGAUGGUUUACUAUCUAAACAUUUUUUAACUUGCUGUUUAGUUAUUUUUCAUUUUGGUGAGAGUUUUGCACAGAAGUGCUGUUACUAUCAUAGUAAUCCCGGCACAGUAAGCACUUUUGGCAUUUGUUUACAGACAUUCUAAAUGUUAGAUUACAUCGAAGUAGUGUAUAAUUAAGUGUUUUUUUAACAAAAAGAAAAAACAAUGUAAGAUAAAUUUUGAAGUAAAACGUGCAAAAUCUGAAUGCCAAGAUUGUAUACUUUUCAGUGUCCAUUUCAGAUGACUAGUAUUGUUUGAAGUAAUAUUUUCAAAAGGAAUUAGGAAGUUAAGGUUGAGCAGAAAUGCAGCAAAUGUUGGACAGAAAUUCUGAGGAGGGAAACAAAAUUAUCUGUUCAAUGUCUUUUUAUUAGAAUAAAAGAAAUACCUAAGUGAUUAAAUUACACCCUGAACCUCAAGUAUGGACCUAAAAUAAUAAUUAUUAAGUAAUUGUUCAGAGGCUUCUGUAGGUCGGUUAAAUAUUUGCAUGCUAUGUCACAAACCACUGCAGAAGAAAUCUCAGCCAGUGUUUCCACUGGUGCAAAAAUGUAAUUACUGACCAAUUCUAUUUUUUUUUUUUUAAUAAUUCUUUUGUUGUAACAACCUAUUCAGAUCAUUUUAUGUGCUUUGAUUUUUUUUCACACCCACUCCUUCAGUCUUUAUUGCGAUGUGGCCAUACAGCUACAUGAACUAUGUGUGUUGAACAAAUCUUCCAACUGGUAGAUAUUGAAUGCUACAUCCACGUACUUAUCCGGACACUUACUGCCGGCUGGCUCCUUCCAGAAAGUUCGCCCUUGACAGUUUUUCCAGACUUGGCAAAGGGUCUCGACCCAAAAUGUGACCUAUCCUUGUUCUCCGGAGAUGCUGCCUGACCCGCUAAGUUACUCCAGCACUUUGUGUCCUUUUUUGACCAUUUUCUGUGUGUGAACGAGCAUCUUUUUAAAUAGCAAUUAUAUUUAUUGAUAUUUUGGCUUGACCUCUUUCUUAAAAAUGGCUGAAUCAAUCUUCAAUGCACACUCUUUGGGACUUGCGUGGAAGGUGUGUCCAUUAAUAUCAUCUGAUAUUCCCUCUCUCCACGUGCAAAUUUGUUCAAUGUCCAGCUGGAGAAUAGUUUGGAAAAUUGUUGAUAGUUGUCGCAGAUAUGGACCCACAUUCCAGCUCCAAUUAUGAAUUCAAAGAUAAUGUACAUCUGCUUUGAGGAUUUAUUUUCUCAUUCAUUUCUUGCUUCAGUUCAGGAUAGGGGUUACCUGCAUCAAAGUUUGAUUUUUUUUUCACACACCUUCUACAUAAAAUGCAAUGAAUUUGAUGACAGAUGCCCAUAUGCACCAUCCUGCAGGGGAAAAAAUUCCCAUUCCUUUCUGACGUGGCGCACGUUCUUCCUGUCACUUGAGUGAUCGGAUGCAGCAGCUGCCCCUGGCCAUUGCUCACACUCUCCAAAUUCACCAUCAAAAUCAUUGGAAUGUAACUUAAAUAUGAUGGGCAACAAACCCCUAAUGGAUAUAACCUUCAAUAAACUGCAGAGCUACCAGUUAUCAAUACUUAAGAUUUUACGGCUCAUUUUAUUUUUACAUGUGCGCAUAGAAUUUAUAUUGACUUCAUAAAAAUACCUGACCAUGUGUAAUAUUUUUCACUUUACCUUGGGUUUGCUCAAGGUUUAAUUCAUUGGAACUUUUAAUUGAACAUUAUUAUUGCUGCAAACACUGGUAUAUAAAUAGUAGCUCGUUUAUGAUAUAGAGUUUCCUGGUACGAACAUUUGCCAAGCUUCCUUUGUGUACUCUUAAUGUGGGAAUGUUUAUUGAGGGCUAAUUUUUCAGCUUCUGUGUAAGAAGUGAAUUUGCUAGUUUGCAUUCCUUGAAGGAUACUCACUAGCAACUAACUUAAGUUUAAAAUAUUAUAAACAACUUUGUAAAAAAUGAAACAUCAACUAGUAGUUUUCAACUAAUGCGAUUUAUUUUCUUAAUACUCCCAAUCACAAAAAACAGCAGUUGCCAUUCUUGUUGAUGUACAUUAGAUAUGUUGACUGUUUACAUAUUGAAAGUUGUGCAUAAUUGUUUUUGGUAUCAUGUAAAACUUGUGUAAAUGCAGAAAAUAUAAAUGGAUCCAAAUGUAACUUAAGCCUAUAAGAUCUGCAAGCUUUGGAUCAUGUUUAUUCUAAAAUGAGAAAUAGUCUUGUAAAAAGUCAUGCAGAUUUUUAUUUGAAAUAAAUGGUUCUGUAAGAA
Amblyraja radiata (thorny skate) is the source of this 4304-nucleotide messenger RNA. It is a transcript of the gene gramd4a, whose product is annotated as GRAM domain containing 4a. NCBI's taxonomy places the organism in Eukaryota, Metazoa, Chordata, Chondrichthyes, Rajiformes, Rajidae. The transcript is spliced from 20 exons. Bases 189 to 1937 code for a protein of 582 amino acids. The record is from RefSeq and is a predicted model, not a curated record. Gene Ontology annotation, biological process: negative regulation of toll-like receptor 9 signaling pathway; apoptotic process.